Messenger RNA from Schizophyllum commune H4-8, 735 nucleotides. RefSeq lists its product as uncharacterized. Lineage: Eukaryota; Fungi; Basidiomycota; Agaricomycetes; Agaricales; Schizophyllaceae. Bases 1 to 735 code for a protein of 244 amino acids. The record is from RefSeq and is a predicted model, not a curated record. The transcript has 5 exons.
AUGAUAUCCAUGGCCGUCGUCAUCUUCGGCCUCUGGAACGUGCCCAUCGUGCGCAAGCUGCUCAACCCGCUCAAGCUCUUCACCAUCGGCCUGCAUGAGCUCUUCCACAUCUUCCUCACGAUCCUCAGUGGGGGGCGCAUACUCAAGGUGACGAUCGACCCGCAACUGGGCGGCGCGACGAUCGUUGAGAACGGUAUUCCCGGCCUCAUCCUUCCGGCGGGCUACCUAGGCUCGACGCUGAUGGGCGCAUGCUUUGUACUUGCGGGCUUUGACACACUCGUAGCGAAGAUCAUGAGCUUUGUGCUUGCGGUCGGGCUGAUAGCGCCGCUCUCGCUGGUGCGAGACAAACUAACGAUAUUGUUGACCUUGGUAUACGAAGCCCUGCUCAUCGGCUUCUGGUUCAUCGACCACGCGUCUGCGCUACGAUGGUACUGCUUGCUAGUGGGGAUCAUGAAGUGCGUCUGGUAUGCUCAUCAUGUCACAGGGGACGUCGCAGACGACCGCUUCUUCCACAAAGCAAACGACUCCGACGCGACGCAGUUCUCAUUACUGUGGCCUUCACUGAGCGCUCACGUAUGGGCCCUCCUGUGGAUAUUCUUCGCUAUGGGGACCCUAGUAGCGUUCAUAAUGAUCGGGCUCAUCCCGCUAAAGGUGCGCCACUUCAUAGCCCCGACAGAACUAUACGCCUACCUUUAUUCAGAUGAACUCGGAGCAAAUGCGCGUCGAGGCAGGUGA